Molecule: messenger RNA, 3686 nt
Organism: Anthonomus grandis grandis
Lineage: Eukaryota; Metazoa; Arthropoda; Insecta; Coleoptera; Curculionidae
Product: zinc finger protein 420-like
Exons: 14
Coding region: 47-3115 (1022 amino acids)
Biological process (GO): regulation of transcription by RNA polymerase II
Cellular component (GO): nucleus
Molecular function (GO): zinc ion binding; RNA polymerase II cis-regulatory region sequence-specific DNA binding; DNA-binding transcription activator activity, RNA polymerase II-specific
Source: RefSeq, a predicted model, not a curated record
UGAUGUUACUGAUGUUUGGGAUUGACAUUUCGUUUAGAUUAUUUGUAUGGGUACGGGUAGGCGAAAAUGCAUGUUUAAUUUAAAACUAAAAUAUUUUCCUCAUAUUUUGAAUAAAAGAAUAAAAAUCAUGAUGAUUCCGGAAGAAGUGCAACUUAUGAUAGAAAAAAUAUGCCGUUCAUGUAUGUGUGAAAGUGCCGAGAUGAACAAUGUUUUCGAGAAAAUGGUGAAUGCUCAAGAGGAAAACAUUUUGCUUUCCCAUAUGAUUAUGGCCUGUUCUGCGGUCCAGAUCUCAUUGGGUGAUGGCCUCCCAUACCUCCUUUGUAACAAUUGUGAAGAAAAAUUAAAUAUUGCAUAUGAAUUUAAGGUGCAAUGUGAAAAAUCUGAUACUGCAUUACGAGAACUUACAGGGCAACAAGAAAAAUCUAAAACAGAUACUGAAGAAGCUAUUGUUAUACAGCCUGAUGUUCAUGAUUCUUUAUAUGAAGAGGAUGAAGAAGAUGAAAUUCCGCUAGCCAAGCGAAGGAGGAGUAUAUCACAGAACGACCUAACUUGCACUCACUGCCUUAAACUUUUUACUUCUCCCCAAGGAUUACGAGUACACAUUCGACAACAUACGGGUGAUGGAAUGAGAUACUGUCCAUUGUGUCCUCUAAAAUAUUCCAGAACCAACCAUUUGAUGCGUCACAUGAAAGACCAUGAUGAAACAGGAAAGAAACACUCAUGUAAAAUAUGCGCAGAGAGAUUUUCUCAUUGUUCCAAUUUAUUUAAACACAUGAAAGAACAUAUUGAAGAGGUUGACAAGGAAGACAGUAAGGAAAAGGUGAUAGUUAAUUUUAAAAAUGAAUCAGAUAUGGAAGGAGCACAACUUCAGACUGACAAAGGUGAUAGGACACAUGAGCUGCCAGAAGAUAAAAAUAAUGUAUGCGAAAAAGAAAACUUACAUGAAAAUGAAGAUAAACCUAACGUAAAUCAAUUCUUAGAAAAGAACCCACACUCUUCUGAAGAGUACGAUGACUCUAUGGAUGUUCCUCUAAGUAAAUUUCAAUUCAGUGACAAUGAUAACAACGCAGAUGAUACAGCAGAUAUCAACGAUGAUGCAAACGAUGAAGAUUUUGUAGUUGGAGUGCCUAAAAGUAAAAAACCUAGAGGAAGACCACCUUUAAAUAAAAAAGACCAUACUCUGUAUGAGUGUAAGGAGUGCAAUAAAAUUUUGACUACGUAUAGUGGUUUAAAUAUACAUCUACGGAGGCAUACUGGAGAACUGAAUAAGUGUGGGCAUUGUGAUAAAAGCUUCACAAAGAAAAGUCACCUCUCGAGGCAUUUAAUACAAGCACAUGGAAUCGCCCGAGCGAAAACCAAAAAUAAAGGUGAUAAAAAGGUCAGACAAUGUGAGUUUUGUGACAGAAAAUUCAAAUACAAAAAAAGCUUUCUUCACCAUAUGCAAGUUGAACAUGGUCUUUCUGACGCAGACAGUGACAACGAAGUGACAUGUGAGAAGUCUCAAGAAAAUACAGAACCUACCAGUGAUAUUAAUAUUAAAAAUAAUUUAGAAAAUACAGAGUCAGAACUAAUUAAAGACAGCGAAACUAGCAAUGAUGCUAUCUUAGCCGAAAUUAUGCAAAAAAUUGAGCCUUCAGAUGACAUGCAGGAAAUUACGCAUUUAGAUGAGGAAACAAAACAAAAAAUUAAAAUUUAUACUUGCGAGGUGUGUAGUGCUCAAUUUGCAAGGGCAAAUCAUUUGGAUCGUCACAUGACUUUGCAUAGAAGUCUUUUAAAUCAUAAAUGUGAUCAGUGUGAGCAGUCAUUUUAUACUGAAGCUCUGUUGAAACAACAUUUAGAACAGCAGCAUGUCAAUAAACCGUAUAUUUGCACAAUUUGCAAUAAACCAUUCAGCAGGGGAGAACAUUUAAUACGUCACCUUAAGCUCCAUCAGGAGGUUACUGAGGAGGGCCAGCAUAAGUGUUCGAUAUGUGAAAUGGUAUUUACCAGGUCGGAUCAUCUUGCGCGGCACACAAAAACUCAUUUGAUGCAAGACAAACGUCAUGUGUGUAUAGAGUGCGGCAAAGCAUUUAACCGACUAGAUAACCUGAAAACUCAUCAAAGAAUACAUACCGGCCUUAAAGAUAAUUCGAAGCUACAUUUAUGUGUUUAUUGUGGCAAAGAAUUUAAUAAUUCCAGUAAUAUGAUUGUUCAUAUGAGGAGACACACUGGUGAACGGCCCUAUAAGUGUAAUGAAUGUGGUAAAGGAUUUCCACGAUCCCACGACUUAAAAUGUCAUGAGAGGACACAUAGCGGAGAAAAGCCUUAUUUAUGUACCUUAUGUGGCAAGUCGUUUAACAAAAGCAAUAAAUUGUUACGGCAUAGCCGAGUUCAUACAGGGGAACGUCCGUAUGUGUGCAACAUCUGUUCACGUGCGUUUACCCAGUCGAAUGAUCUGGCCUUGCACAUGCGCCGACAUACUGGAGCCAGACCGUAUGCUUGCGGGGUUUGUCCUGCUAGAUUUAUACAGAGCGGACAGCUUAAAAAUCAUCGAAGGCAAACUGGACAUUGGAUGGAGACCAUGCCAGAUUUGAAGGGCGGUCAUAGAGUUGAGCCUGUUACCACAGCAGUAGAACCGAUCCCAAUCAAAUUUAAAUCUUUCGGGAAAAGCAGAAUGGUAGUGAACUCUGUAGUCAAGGAAGAAAAACCGCCAUCGGAGCAGGCUAUUAGCAAAAAUCUAUUACCUCAAGAAGUCCCCUUACCUGAGCAUAUGCCAUCUCCCAGUUUAGAAGGGGCUCAGAUGCAACCGCCUCAAAGAGUUUUAAUGGGUAUUAUGGGAAACUUAAAACUGGCUACUCAUGGACAGGGAUUGGUAAUAGAUACCAAUAAGUUAGUGGAGUUACCAGGAGGGCAAUUAGGUCUAGUCUCCCUGCCUGCAGUGGUGCAAGGAGCAAAUGGGGAAGAAAUUAAACUGAAGACGGAGAUUGCUGGCUUUAAUCUCCCUCAAGUAGAAGGGAGUGCAGCUAAGCAUGAGGUUAGUACUUCUACUAAUUUUCAUGGAAGUGAAGCUGUGUCCUUUUCAAAUGUGCCGACGUUUAGUACGACAGAAACUUUUACAUUUCAGACAUUUAACUGAGGCUUAAUUUCUUAAAAUGUUGUUUGUUCGAUUUUGAGCCUCAUAAGUGGCGAAAUAUUUUAUUUACAGAUAUGUUUAAAAUAAAGUUUCUUCUCGACACAACCGGUUUAGGAUUUCGAAUUUGUGUCAUUUAUUUUGAUCUCGGAAAUGGCUAUUUUGGGUACGAGCGAUUUAAAUGUCUAUCUGUAUUUAUUUGAUGUGUUAGAUCAGUGUUGUAGAUUUCCAUUUGAGAUAUUAAAGACAUUGCAAAAAAGUACAAUUUUUAUUACCAUUUAAAAUAUUAUUCACAUUUAACUUGAUCUUACCGUAUGGAUGAUAUACGAGUAUGAUUAAGAAACAAACUUCUUUUUAUGUCACCUAUAUUUUUUUUAACUUUUUUUAUUAAAGGUUUUUAAAGUUAUUUUUUGUAAACUUAAGUUAAUGUAGUAAAUCUUAUCAAUUGAUUAGCAAUUUUUUUCUUGUAUAUAUUCUAAAACCUUUAUAUUUCGUCGAAAUUUGUAAGUUAUAUUAGCAUGUAAUAUGUAUAGUUUAUAAAUGAUAAUAAAUUCAUGAAUUUUUUAUAUUGUGACAA